ACGUAAAUGUAAUCUUUGAUUAUGUAGCAGUGGUUGGGGGCGGUGGUGAGGAUAGUGCGUACGGGAUGAAUGUGGCCAAUAUUCCAGUAGUAAUGAAUUAGUCAAUUAAGACAUACUCUGUUUUUGUGUUGUGUAGUACUGUUACAUAAUAACAUGUGUUGUUUAUUCGCUGGCGCAGCGGAGUUGGGUCCAUAUUAAGUUAUUAAUGCGAUGUUAAAGUGAUGGAUCCGUUCUAUUUUUACGAGGAUUGUAGGCUCAGAAGAGACUGUGUAAGAUAGAGUAAAUGUCAAAGACAUUUCAUCAUGCCAUUCGUCAGAAGUGUACGUCCUUUUUUUCAUAACAAGAUAAAUAUAAGUAGUACAAUUUUUCCUCAGGAAUUUAAACUCAAGAUGAUAUAAGGUCUGAAACAUGGGCUCUGUGCCCUACGUAUUAACCAGUUUAGAAGAUGUGUCAUCGCUGUACGCUCCUCUCAGAUCCACACAGAGAAUCAAGUACACCUGCUUCGCUGUCUCAAAAAGUUUUCUAAUAUUUGGUGCCACAAGUGGAGGCCUCUAUGUGUUUCGCAGAGAAUCGUGUGCCUUUCUACAGUUGAUUCCUAACAAGGAGGGGCCUAUUCAGCAUGUGACAGUUUCUCCUGAUGAGCAGCUGUUUGCAUUUGCCACUGUUAAGGGAGCAGUGUGUAUGCUUGAGCGGAACCAUGUAGCUGGAUCACGUCAUUUGCACAAGUCAUCUGAACAUGUUGGUACUGAAGUUACUGCCUUGUGUUGGGGUGCUGAAAAUGAGCUGUACAUUGGAGAUGCCUUGGGACGAGUGUCAGUACUCAGUGCACCCGUGCUGGGGAAGAAUGUUUUUAGCACACCAUCAUUCCAGCUUAUGCAGCUUGAUUCACGUGUGGUACAAAUGGAUGGACAGGAUGGACUUCUGUUGGUGUCAACACUCACACGAUCAUUUAUCUGUGAUACAAUUAGAGAACAAUAUAGGCAGAUAGGACAGAAGCUUCGGGAAGGGGAAUUUGGAGGCUGCUUUGCAAAGCAUGUCGAAGAUAGACAACCACAUAUGUUUUGCGCUCGACCUGGAUCACGUAUUUGGGAAGCUGCAUCAGAUGGAACUGUUCUGAGCACACAUCAGUUCAAACUUGCUCUUGCUGUACCUCCAGAACCAGUUAUAAGUUAUUCUAGUCAGAAUUUGCCAGUCAGUUUAGAAGGUUCCAGUGUCUGUUGGAAUCAGCAGUCAUUUAAUUUUGCUAAGCUGCUCACUUUAUCUGAUAGUUUUCUCUUUACUUUCAAAAGUGAUGGACUUUACAUUUUUGAUCCGUAUACAGCCAGGGUGAUUCUGUGGAAUAACAGCUUUACUGAUAUUGUGGAUGCUGGCACAGUAGACAAUAGCAUUUAUGUCUGGACAGCCACAGGGAAAAUGCAUGUACUUACACUUCAUCCAUUGGAGAAAUUCUUGUUACUACUGUACUUUCGUAAACAGUAUACAUUAUGUGGCCUAAUGUGUAAACUUCAUGAGAAAUGGUUACUGGAAGCAGUAAACACGUCUCCGAAACUGUGUGUGUUAGCAGAUCUUACAGAAAAGUUGGAACUUGAUCAAGAUUUAGUCCUGUCACUAUCACCACUUCUCAAAGAAUUGUCAAAACACGCUGAACAGAAACAGAUAGCUCAGCGUCUUGAUUCAGGAAUUUUUAUUGUUGGUAAUGAUUACUUUCUGUGCAAUGAGGAGAACACUGUUUCCGAAGUCCCUAAUGUAAGAAGAACAGAACAUCUCAAAGAUAAAUCGAGAUCACUAAGUCUUUCCCCUGAAAGAAACAGUGCACACAAAUUAGAAACAGUUAAUGAACUUGAGAACAGCAAAAGAUGUGUCAGUCACAGUUCUCUGCCAGAUGUGACAAAUAGUUUGAUUGAUCAGCAACGUCCUUUUGUUGAUAACAACAUGAAUAAAUGGAUAACAGAAGAAAGUUGUGGAAAUUAUAUGGACCCUGAUAGCAAAUGUAGUGAUGAUUUUCAAACAUCUGCUGUACCAUCCCAGGAAGCAGUUCAAGCACUGAGAGAAAUAGGACAAUCAGUUACAUGGACUAUUACCAACAGUACAAAGUCUCUGAAACAGAAGUGGCAGUUUCUGGAAGACAAGGUCAAGAAUUUCGCUCAAGAAAACUCUUCUCAUCCAUCUGAAGCUUUGUCUGAUUGUCAGUUAACUGAAGAUAAUUCUCUUGUUAAUUCAGAAAGAGCAUACGAAGAACAAAGUGUCUUAGAGUAUCCAAAUUUGAACGUGUCUGAUUUAAUUAACAUCUGUGAUGAAUAUUGUAGAAUGGAUAUUGCUGAUACGGAAUCACUAAGAAUGAAUUUUUGUAGUAGUGUCAUAGCAAUUUCUUGUAAAUAUAACCAUUAUAUAAACAGAAGGAAUACUAAACUAGAUUGUAGCAAAGGUGACAAUUUACAUUUUAAAGAUGAAAGUGAACAUUUGGAUGAAAGUGUUGAUUCUUUGGUAGUGGGAACAGCCUUUCCAUUUCACCACUACUUUUCUCCAGAGAGACUUGAAACUAUGAAACUCUUAGUUCAUGAUGUUUUGAAGCAUAAAUCUCUAGUCAAACACUUAAAAGACUUCUUAUAUGAUAUAGAACUGCCAGAAAGCUCUCUAAAAGACUACUUUACUGUUAUUUCAGAAGAUAGUUUAAAAUUAGAUAUAGCUAUUGGUAGAUUUUUGUCAUUGUGUUCGGAAAUAAUUGAGCCUGAGACCGUUCUUGAUGAUUUAAGGAAACUGGAAGUGCCUUGUUACUUUACCUCUCUUUCUGUGUUACUAUAUAUAGUCCAGAUAGGUGCUUCAAAUUUUCUUGGUUCUAGAAGUAUAGAGAAGAGUGACAGUAGCAAUGGUUGGUCAGAAUUGCUGCUACUUAAUGCUCUGUUCAUUACAAUGCAGAUGGGUCAGACUGAAAUGUACAACUCAGUUCGAAAGGAAAUGUAUGUAAAAGAUAUUUGUUAUUUAGCGAUAAAGUUGGAGCAAUAUAUGGUGAAACAUGGUGAAAGUGAACACUCUGCAAAACGUCACUGCCAUUUUCUCUUCCUCUCUUGUGUUGUUAAAUUGCCUAACUUCAGAAACACUGUACUGGAUUCGGUGCAUGACAGCUUCCUUGCAAAUUUCAUCACUGCAGCUUUAGAAUCAGUUAACCAGGAUUGUGGAAAGACAUGCAAGUGUGGAUAUCCUCUGGAAACACCGAGUAGUGAGAAAGUUAAAUUUAUCGAAAUAGGUACAAUUGUUUUAGAUUACUUUCAGAGGACUGAUCAUGAGCGAGCAUUACUUCUAUGCAAACAGAUUCCUCAUUUAUGGUAUCAGAUGUUACAUAAGAAGUGUGAUAGGUCAGAUACAGACUUAAAAUUGAUUGUGCAGUUGGGCAGUAUACAACAUUUAGAAGAAUAUCUAUCUGAAGCAGAUGUAAGUUUCUGGAAUCAUGUUUUAUCUCUGGUGUUUACUUUUCGCUCUGGUACUUGCCUGGGCUGUAGCUACCCGUUUACGGUAGAAAAGGAUUUCCAUGGAUCACUGUCUCUCUCUUUGUUGGGUGCUUUGAUUGUCAAAAGCCUGGGCCCUCAUGGAGCAACCUCUCUCUUCAAGAAGCAUAGUCCACAGAUUCAGCCUGGUGAACUUGAUGCAAAGUUUUUCCAGUCCUGCAUCUUUGCAGCCAUGGUAAAUGUAAAAAAGGACGGACUACAAAGUACUGUUGUUGAUAGAGUACAAGGGCUGCCCGGACAUUCAUCUAAAGUUGCCACUUUCUCAUCGAAGGCAGCAGACAGGAUCAACAAAGCUCUUCAUGAAGAUGGAUUUGUUUUGAAACAGACAGGAUACAACAACAUCACAGAAAGAGCAAAUAAUCAUCACUGGGGAGCACGACUUGACCUCUCUCGUGAUACAUGUGCUCUAUGCUGCUUGCCCUUAGGAUCACAGGUCUUGCUGAGAGAAGGGCAGGGCCUUACUGCAUAUCCAUGUGGACAUGUGUACCAUACAGUUUGCCUCCGGAAGAAGUAUGCUACCUGCCCUCUUUGUUGUUAGUCUGUUGAUUGCUGAUGAACAAAAUGUCAUAUUUUGAGGCUCUCUUUUUGAUACAUACUAAAAUUAAUAACACAAGUAAUUUCAUUAUAAUUAUUUUUUCACAAUAGCAGCAAAUGUCUGUCCUUUGUUAAACAGUCACGACCACGAUGGUCAACUCAUAAACAAUUAAUUUUUUGAUGUAUUAUCAUUUUUCUGGUGUUCAGAAUUGUCACGAGAGAAGCAAUACUAAAUAUUUUUGGGAACAGUGCUUUCUACAAGUGUUACAUGGCAUGACUUUCCACACCAAAACAAUACAUAUAUACUACAUUUCAAGUAAAUGACAGUUUCUAGAAAUCACUUCUCAUCUGCUGGGGUAAAGUGUUCUGCUGUGAAAUUGGUUACAGUAUAGAUUGGCAUCAGCAGUAAUUGUUUGAUUGAUGGGUGAGGAUCUCAUUGUUGGCUUUUGCCACUCCUACAUCUCGUGGGCAAUCGUGCUGCUCAUAAUCUGUGUUGAGACUAUAAGAGAAUUUACAGAGCAAUGCAUGUGACUUUUCCAUUUUAGGACCAUAAUAUUGUUGAUGCAAAGCAAAUAAAAAAUGGCUACUGUGGAAUAAUAAGUGACUGAAAGGGUAAUUACAUUAAUGGUCAGAAAAGUAACUGAUUCUAGAAAACUGCCUGUCAGGCAGCAAUGCUUUCUUGGUUUGGUCAUUUAUUUCUCUCAGGAUUGUUCUGUUUUAAUCCGAUUAAAAACAUUCGAUUUAGUGAGAGAUAUCAAAUAAAAUAGGCACUUAAAUUUUUAUUUUUAUGAUGAUAAGAUGAAGAGCACAGGAAAAGAAUUUGCUUUCUCCAUAUUAUAAACUGUUCAGGAGAGAAAUUUUAAAGUAUAUAAUGAACAAAAUUAAUCAAUACAAAAGUCAUUUGGAAGGACACACUAUAUAGAUUAAAUUAAACUGAUUCCUUAGAUAUUUAAAUUGUAAUUUUAUUGACAUAAUGUUUAAAGUGAUCUCAUGUAUAACAAAGGAAAAAUGUGCUGUGUGUAUACAGCAGAAUAGAAUAUAAUCAAGUAAACCUAUUUUUUUGUUUUUUAGAAAUUGUGUUUGAUUAUUGUGUAAUGAAAAACAAUGUUUAAAACAAUGAAUGUUUAAAACAAUGAAUGUGAAAGGUAAAGGUCCAGAGUUAGAGUCUCAGUCUGGAACACAGUUUUAAUCUGCCAGGAAGUUUCAAAUCACUGUGUCCUCUGCUCCAGAGUGAAAAUUUCAUUCUGGGAUAAAGACACUUCUUGGUAAGCAUUUUCUCUUCGCUAUUUUAACUUCGUGUGGCAGAGUGGUAAUUAGAGUAAAAUAUAAUAUCACUUUGUCCCAACAUACAUUUCUCAGCCUAGUGUAAAAUGUUUAUGUAAAACACUCUUGGUUCUCUUCUGCAAUACUACUUCAAAACCUGGAGGUCUGUAAUACUUUUCGUUUAAUGUUGCCAGAGAACCUAUAGAGACAUGUUAUUAUUAUUAUUGUUGGCAUUAUACAAAAUUAUACUGAAACAAUUUUUUUAUAUUUUUACAUUUUACCCCUGUAAGCAAGAGAUGGGUAUUCAAGUGACUGCUACUUUUAAGUCACUGUGAAGCUCUGAUCACCAAUAAAAUCUAAGCUUCAUUAUCAGUUUCUUGAUGUUGAAUGACACACAGAUGUUUGUUAUGAUGACCAACACUCUGAUGAGUCUUGGUAGGAAAGGACAUUUCCUCGAAUAUUUAUUCUUCUGAAAUGACCCACAAUUUUGUAUCAUAUCUUAAUUGACAAGAUUAAAAGGCGUAGUUUUACAUCAAGCUUUAACCAUUAUCUGCACACUAUUCACUGUAACUCCUGCUAAUGCUUGUCACAUUAAUCAGUCUCAUAUUCUUAUCACACUCCAAAAAUAGUGUCUUCUGGUAGGGGAAGCUACUUCCAUUGUUUCCAAAAGUUCCAGUUCACUCACACAAUAAUUAAGAUACUUCGGUACAAUGUAAUUGUUUUUCUGGGAUGAAGAUGAAUCACAGAAACUUAGACGUUUGACUUUCUUGUCCAAUAAUUUUGUCACAGAGUGAUUUAGAUUGUAAACAACUUCAUUGGCUCCUUUCUUUUCAAUAUCUUCAAUGUAAUUGUAGAAAACUGAAGUUGCACUUGAAAGCUGAGAACAUUGAAAGAGUAAACAGACAACUGCCUUGUGUAAUAGACGUCAUUAGUACUUAUGUUUGAUAAGCGUACAUUUUUCGUCCAUGCAGGUUGCUUCUGUUUCAUUUGACUUUUGGCUUCUUAAAUGAAUGUUUCACCUUUGAAUUUGUGUACUUUCCGAUCAAUAGUGAUCUUAUUUAUUUAUUUCAGUACUUGUGUUUCCAUGUCAUCUUUUUAAUUUUCAGGUAACACUGCAUUCAUCACAGUUUCAACUCAGCAGUGCACUUAUCUCAGGUUGAUCAUGCAUCAUGCCUUGUAUAUCCAAAAGCUAUAUUGAAUUUGCUCUUAAAACUGUUCUAUGCAUUUCAUAUGACACGUGAAAAUUUGGGUAGUUUUCCUGGAAUAUUUCAUCCAGUUUUUUUUUUCACCAAAAGUUCCUCUGGGAGAUACAACCUCUUGGUCUUGUCAUUGUUGUAAUGACAUGAUCUAUCCUUAAAUGAAUGAAUGUGAUCAUUAACUGCCAUUCCUACUUCAGCCUCAAUUUUCUACAGCCUAUUGCCAUGCUUAUUCCUUCCAGCAUGAGAAGUCUUGCCCUGCUUCAAAAAAUUCUGACCUGUUAUUAAUCAUUGCCUUGGUACUCCAUGUACUUCCUCAUAAAGGCUUUUCUGCAUAUAGGAAUUUCAUUUACAAUGUCGUCACCUUCCACUCGUAAGUGUGUAGUAUGCUCAAAGCUGUGCUUAAUCUUCAUUCUCCCUUGAUAGCACUCUGAAGUGAAAGUAUUGUAAUGAGAUCUAUCAGAUACAAUGAGUGUUCAAUCCAAUGUCCCAUAUCACUAAAUUUUAUAUAAUACUUGAUCUUUCUCCAGCCCUUACUAUCACAAAACACUUUAACAUACAGUUACAGCCUCUUCGUAGUUCUUGUGGCUCAACUCUUAAUUUCUUCAUGAAUGUACUCAUUUGCUCUCAUCCAUGGGUUUUCCUAACACUGAGGGAGUCUGAAGCACCCUUGUCUUUCAUCCUCUGUUUAAGUACACAUCAUUCAAUAUAAAUAAUUAACUAUUCACACUGAAAUGAAUCACUUGCAAAACCUGCAUUACUGAACAGAAUGUCUCAGGCUAAAGCAAUGGUUUUCAGUAGCAUUAUUUCCCUGUAGAGUUUGUAGAGUUGUAGAGUGUGGACUGUUCAUAUUAUCACACUGGUUGAUUACCAAUAUUAAACAACAUGGAAGCCAACAUCUGAUGGCAUACAUAACUUACUUUUGGAAAAAAGUGGACAAAGCACGUUCUUUCCCUGUACUCUUCAAAUGGAAAAAAAGGCUAAACAAUGGAAAAUCCAGGAUGUAGUGACAGUAUUAUGAAAAGCAUAAGUUUCUACUCACCAUAUAGAGGAGAUGUUGAGCUUUAGACAGACACAACAAAAAGACACUGUACGUUUGAUCUUUUGGCCAGAAGACUGUGUUCUGAUUUAGAAAACCCAAACACAUUCACCCAAGUACAACAACUGUCUCUGACCACUGAAGCCAGACUCACUGGCCACACACUGUGUUUGUUUACGGCAGUUGUGUUUCCAAGAAUGGGUGUUUGUUUUCUACAUUAUAAGAACCAUUUUUGCAUAAAGCUCACAUGUAUAGCAGUCUUCUUUUGUCUGUCUGUGCACUCAACAUUUUCUCUAUAUGAAGAAAAAGAUUACUAAUUUUUGCUAUGCAUAAUGCAUAUUAUUUGUGAAAUGUCUGAGGAAUUUGCUACCCCCCGCAAAGGAAGUAAAACCUGACAUGUCCUAUUGUGAUAUCUUCAUUCAACAUUGUGUUCAUACUUAAUUAAAAUUUAUAAUAUGUUACAGACACAAGAUAUGGAAACCAUUUUAAUGAACUUUAAUAAUUCAUUCAUUCAUUCACUCACACAUUGUAUUCCAUAUAUCACAUUUUGGAGAGCCUUCAACGGUGUGAAGUAAUGAAAAAUGCUGACUUAAGAUUCUUUUGCUGUAUUUGUGUGACUCAUUCUUUUGUAAUUUGCGACAUGGACUACAGACAAAUAUCUCUGUGUCUCCUUAAAGUGAUAGUUUCUGUUUCGCUAUGACCUGUGCUACUUUUUGAAAAUGAAUUAGUUAUUUGAUGUGCAGAUAAAAGUAAGUGGCUUCCGCUCUUGUGACCAAUUGGGAGUAGCCAAAGGAACAUAAAGUAAAUCAGCUCAUAGACCUUAAUUAUAAAAACAGAAUGUUACCAAAACUGAAACCAAUUAAAUAUAUAGUUUUUCCAUUGCAUGUUCCACUUUUAACUUGUACAAACAUUAUCAUUUUCAUUUUUGUGCUCUUGUGUAUUCUUUCCUUUAAAAUUAGUGGCAAGUACAAGACCCAGAUAAUUCUGUGAUAAUUUGUUUAGGAUGCUAAAAAUGUGAAAGUUUAUUGAAAAAGUCUGCCAUUAUCAGAGUUAUUUAGUUAUGUAGCAUAUUGUUGAUCGCCAGUUGAGACUUCUCAUUUGUUUGACAGUGUGUUUCCCACAUUAUUAACUUCACUGUGACACGCUUUAACUGUUGGAUAAGCUGUUUUAGGAAACACAUACAGAAGAAUCCUCAUUUGACUCCACAUAAAACAGAUUAAAAAAACAGCAGUGCACAAAACUAUAUGCUAAAUCUUGAGUCUUGCUAAUCAAAGUUUCUUAAAUGAAAGGUUUGAGAGAGAAAGUGAAAGACAAGACAGUUACUGAAAAACAAGAAGUUUGUUCAUAUUUGUGGUGUCAUCUUUUACUUUUUGUGUAUUUUUUUAAAAGAAAUGUUUUUUCUUGUUGAAAAAUGGACUGUUUAAUAUUAGUGUGUGUAUCAAAUGGUGCUCUCUUUUAAUGUUGUUUUGUGUGUUUUUGUUAUCUUAACAAAUUGACUUCUAAAUAUAAUUUAAUGGUAGGUAUUCCUUAAGUGUUUAUACUAAUUGUUUCAGUACAAAGGAAAGUAUUCAUGAAAAUUUGAAGUUAACUUGAUAGUAACAGAUUAGUACAGUGCUUAAAAUAUGUCAGAUUGUUAGCUGUUCUGCAAUGACAGUUUCAGAUUACAUUGGCUUAAUAUACAUUAUUCUGUAUAUAAUGAAGAGAUUUUAUAUACAGCUUCUUAAUUAUUUAACAACAGUGACAUAUGAAAACUGGUUAGAACUUUCAGUUCAUUGUACACUAUUUUGCAUUGUUGCAAAAACUUAACUUGUGGAACUGUGUUACUUGCCUCAAAUAUUUAGAAAGAAAUUGUGUGCCAUCACUGAGCAUCUACUACUAUUGCCAUCUACAGUUUUGUGUAACGUGUUUCAUAUGAUAUGAUAGAAAUUCUGAGUCUUACAGUGAAGUCAAAAAGAGUUAAUACUCCAGUCUGUGCUGUAGAAGUUAUCAAAAUCAGCAGAUGCUGUUAUACUAAUACUGUACUGUUGAGUCAUUUGUAUCGUAGUGGAAGAUUAAGAGUCGUGGUAGCUGUAGUUGCACAACUCUAUGAAUGAAUGGCAUUGUGUGGAGUUUCAUGAAAACUAGAUGUCAGAAAAGUUGUGUGAAUCUCAAAACAUUGUGCAGGAGAGAGUGAAUUAAAAAAUUGUUGAUGGUUCUCAAAUGUUAUUGAUGCAUAAAUGUGGUGAGACUUAACCUAGCUAGGUAUAUUUUUCAGAAAAAAAUUGUGUCCUUUUAUAAAGCUUGCAAGUGUGUGCGUGAUAUUGCCCUUUACAUAAUUUUUUGUAUAUGUUACUCCAGUGUUACAAGAGAGAUCUUUUUGUAGAAAACAAUGUGAUACAAACACAACUGACAUUAUAAAGAAAUCAUUAUUUUAUUA
This is a messenger RNA of Schistocerca gregaria, 9951 nucleotides long. It is a transcript of the gene pink, whose product is annotated as Hermansky-Pudlak syndrome 5 protein homolog. Bases 409 to 4041 code for a protein of 1210 amino acids. The transcript has 6 exons. Gene Ontology annotation, biological process: developmental pigmentation. Gene Ontology annotation, cellular component: cytoplasm. Gene Ontology annotation, molecular function: protein binding. NCBI's taxonomy places the organism in Eukaryota, Metazoa, Arthropoda, Insecta, Orthoptera, Acrididae. The record is from RefSeq and is a predicted model, not a curated record.